This is a messenger RNA of Vicia villosa (hairy vetch), 1220 nucleotides long. Its product is annotated as disease resistance protein RPV1-like. Gene Ontology annotation, biological process: signal transduction. The transcript has 2 exons. The coding region runs from base 239 to 1033 and encodes 264 amino acids. The record is from RefSeq and is a predicted model, not a curated record. Lineage: Eukaryota; Viridiplantae; Streptophyta; Magnoliopsida; Fabales; Fabaceae.
GUCUUCAUUUUAUCAUGUGCUAGCUCGUCUAAAUUUUAUUUUUCCAUAUUCAUAAUAAACCUUUGGGGAAGGUUCCAUAACGAAGUAACCACGAAAUUCAAAACUCUGAGUUGUCACAAACAACAAACAACCCUUAUCUUUCUUCCAUCAAAGUUUACAUAGUAGCAUAAACCUUCACACAGUGCUACAAAUAUAUAAACCAGUUGUAACAUAUAGUAACAUACACAUUAGCAUCAACAUGGCAUGGUCAUAUUCAUCUUCAUCUUCCACAUCCUCAUCCAAAAAUACACCUCAAGAAAAUCACGAAGUGUUCAUUAGUUUUAGAAGUGAUGACACACGCAAAACUUUCACAAGCCAUCUUAACGGUGCUUUGAAGAGAUUAGAUAUAAAAACUUACAUAGACAACGAUCUUAAAAGCGGUGACGAAAUACCGACUUCGCUUGUUAACGCCAUCGAAGAAGCCAAGCUUUCCGUCGUUGUUUUUUCAAAAAACUACGCGGAGUCAAAAUGGUGUCUGGAAGAACUUGUGAAAAUACUCGAAUGUAAAGAGACGAGAGGGCAAGUUGUUGUGCCGGUUUUCUAUGACGUUGAUCCUUCUGAUGUUAGGAAUCAGAGGGGAAGCUAUGCUGAAGCUUUUGCUAAGCAUGAGAAGAACUUUGAGGAGAAGAAGAAGGUGCAGGAAUGGAGGAAAGGUUUGACAGAAGCUGCUAAUUUUUCUGGUUGGGAUUGCAAUGUCAACAGGACAGAAUUGGAAUUAGUUGAAGAAAUUGCUAUGGAUGUUCUUGAAAAGGUGGAUCGAGUUUAUGUUGGUGACCUAGAUCAUGAGAUUGAUAAGUUAGAGAAACUGGCAAAGCUCCAAUAUCAAUUUUAUCAAAGUAUAAUUACUCUUGAAAAUCUGAACAAGUAUAAUGCAACGGUUCGACGUAUUACAGAAAUUAAAAUGGAGAGAAGUCUCCGUUUGCUUCGAUUGACACCUGAUUUGCUUUCACAUUUAGAGGGCUUUUCAAACAACAAUAGUAGGUCUCCAUUUUAAACAAAUUGAUGUAUUAGUUUUAUGAGGAUUCAAUUGUUGUUUAUUUAUUAUAUGCGAAGUUUCAAUUUGAUGAGUAUGGUGAUGAGAAAUGCCAUUCUAUAUAAAUCAUUUGUAUGCUCUAGCUUUAACAAGGGUGUGAUUUGGACUAUUCUCAAUAUCAAUAGAUGAGGUUAUGGACAUGUCAUAA